AUGGAUGCGGGCGAGGCUCAAAGAGAGCCCCAGGGCCGGGCCCAUCAACCACAGCGACUGCUGAUCACGGGCGGCGCCGGCUUUAUAGCCUCACACGUGGCCAAGCACUUUUUGACCACCUAUGAAACCUAUGAGCUCGUUGUCGUGGAUGCCCUCAUGUACUGUGCCAAUCGACGCAACCUACCCGAGCAUCCGCGGCUCACCUUUGUCCACGGUGACAUUACCGAUCUUGCAGCCGUGGAGCAUCUUCUCUGCACGCACCGCUGUGAUACCAUCUUGCACUUUGCAGCCCAAACCCACGUCGAUCGCUCCUUCGCCAACAGCUUCUCUUUCACCCACAACAACAUGCUCGGAACACAUGUCAUGCUCGAGGCUGCCAAGCUCUUUGUCCACGUCAGCACAGACGAAGUGUACGGCGAAACAGUGCCGGGCGAAGACCGCCACUUUUUGGAGAAAAUCUCCCCACUCAACCCGACCAACCCUUAUGCUGCCAGCAAGGCAGCCGCAGAGAUGAUGGUCAAGGCCUAUCAAAAGUCGUAUGACCUUCCAGUCAUUGUCACCCGUGGCAAUAAUGUGUAUGGGCCUCAUCAGCACCCAGAAAAGCUGGUGCCCAAGCUCAUCUACCAGGCCCUCCGUGACCAGUGCUUGACCUUGCACGGUGAUGGCUCGCAGCAACGCGGCUAUGUUUUUGUUCAAGAUGUUGCUCGGGCAUUUGACAUUCUCGUCCACCGAGGUACGGGUCUGCACUUGCUGCGCUUGCUGACAGGUUCGACUCGAAUCUGCAAUCGCCGCACGCAGGACCGUUGCUUUCAAGAUCGUCGGUACCUCGUCGCCAACGAAAACUUGCUUCAGCUCGGGUGGGCGCCCGGCACGUCAUGGCGUGAUGGCCUGAGGAGCACCAUUGCUUGGCAGCGCGAGCACCCAGACUACUGGCCAGAUCUGGAAGCGGCAUUAGAGCCGCACUACCCGACCCCGGCCGAGUGA
Molecule: messenger RNA, 984 nt
Organism: Monosiga brevicollis MX1
Lineage: Eukaryota; Choanoflagellata; Craspedida; Salpingoecidae
Exons: 4
Coding region: 1-984 (327 amino acids)
Molecular function (GO): dTDP-glucose 4,6-dehydratase activity
Source: RefSeq, a predicted model, not a curated record